AUGUUUGGGUUCCUCUUUCUCUAUUUUAGCUUCAGCGAGCGCUGUAUUUCUUAUCAUACAACAAAAAUUGGUGACUCUCUCCUCCAAAUUCAAAAAAUCAGCGGAAAUACUGCAGAAGAGCUCUUUGAGCUUAAUCCAAAUUUAAAUCUUCAGAGACUUUCGCCUGGAAUGACAAUAUACAUAUAUACUAAAUGUUCUACAUCUCAAACCAAUACUCCAAUCUUCUUAGAAAGAAGCGACAUCCAAGACUUAGAUCUAAUGUCAGGUUCGUUGUUUUUAUGCUUUUUGAAAUACAAGGGAUAUACAACUGUAGAUCAAGCAAGUCAUUCAUUUACAGAUCUAUUUGAGAAAAAUCUUAUUAAUAUGGAUGGAUCAAUUGAUAAUAUUUUCCCUGUUGCACAAUACUAUGGCUUUAAUUUUGUCUAUCGCAAUGUACCAAGGAAAGACACCAAAUUAGAAAUAGGCGAGUAUGUUGUUGACGGUAAUUCUCAUUUUUGCAUCAUCGAAACAAUAGAUGGCCAAAUAUCUAUUGUAUUCAAUCCAAGUACAAAGCCAAAGUUUAGAAAUAUUAAUCCAAAGAAAGUCAUGAACCAUUAUUAUUGUGUUUAA
This is a messenger RNA of Trichomonas vaginalis G3, 609 nucleotides long. RefSeq names its product LysM domain domain-containing protein. Bases 1 to 609 code for a protein of 202 amino acids. The record is from RefSeq and is a predicted model, not a curated record. Lineage: Eukaryota; Parabasalia; Trichomonadida; Trichomonadidae. The transcript has a single exon.